AUGAGCCUUACCGACCCUCCUAUGCAGGAGGUCCAAACCCUGCUGCAGGCUUUGCAGCCGCACGCCGAGGAAUUUGGUUUCUUCUUACACUGGGGCCGCUUCUGCCAGCACAUUGCAGGAGUUUCACCUCCAGCACCGGUCCUCCGCAUGAGCGUCUACGUAUGGGGUGCCCACCUUCGGGGUCCCAGCUCUUCCACUCUUCACGAAGCGGACUUUCUGCAAAGAGCGCUUUCAUACACGACAUUGCCUCCGGAAGAGCAUCUCAACGAAGUCGUCGAGGUCGCGCAAGCGCACGUCCUCCUCAGCACAUACUUCUUCCGCCAAGACCGGGUCACAGAGGGUCAUUACCAUCUGGGAAUCGCCGUCUCCCUCGUCAUGGCCGUCCGCAUGCAUAAGGUCGGUCCUGUCAGUGUCGGUGGCGUCUCAACGGGCUCUACGCAGCCCGUGGGCCAAGUAGACGAAGGAGAGCGCAUCCGUGCGUUUUGGACGGUCUUCUUCCUCAGCACUUGCUGGUCGGCGUCUUCGAACCUGGGCUCUGCAAUUACCUCGGAUAAUGGCGCUCAGGUCGACGCACCGUGGCCUCUGGAGAUGUCCCAAUACGGACGCACGCCGGCCAAGCGGAGCUGA
Messenger RNA from Schizophyllum commune H4-8, 627 nucleotides. RefSeq lists its product as uncharacterized. The coding region runs from base 1 to 627 and encodes 208 amino acids. The transcript has 3 exons. Gene Ontology annotation, cellular component: nucleus. The record is from RefSeq and is a predicted model, not a curated record. Gene Ontology annotation, molecular function: zinc ion binding; DNA binding. Lineage: Eukaryota; Fungi; Basidiomycota; Agaricomycetes; Agaricales; Schizophyllaceae. Gene Ontology annotation, biological process: DNA-templated transcription.